Molecule: messenger RNA, 1138 nt
Organism: Drosophila subobscura
Lineage: Eukaryota; Metazoa; Arthropoda; Insecta; Diptera; Drosophilidae
Gene: Rbp4
Product: heterogeneous nuclear ribonucleoprotein 87F
Exons: 6
Coding region: 95-1048 (317 amino acids)
Biological process (GO): regulation of gene expression
Cellular component (GO): nucleoplasm
Molecular function (GO): RNA binding
Source: RefSeq, a predicted model, not a curated record
CCUUUUCAAUCAAUUCAUGUCAUUCACUUUCUCGCAACACUUCAGACUAGUUUAUCAGCCUUAGCUCCCAUUUAAUUCGGUUUAAUAACAAAAAAUGAAUAACAAACGCAACUGCGAUGGUGCUUGGCUCACCAAACACGAGCGCGAUGGAGUAACCGAAAGCAGCGACAAGGCUACCUCAACCCCAACAAAUUUGGCAGUCCAGAGCGAUGAGCACUUGCGCAAGAUAUUUAUUGGUGGUCUGCCCACGCAGACUUGCCCGGACACUCUGCGCGAGUACUUCUCGCAGUUCGGCGCAGUGGCCGAUGCUGUGGUCAUGCGCGAUCCCGUGUCCAAUCAUUCGCGCGGCUUUGGUUUUGUCACUUUCGUCGAUCCGGGCUCCGUAGAUAAUGUGCAGAGCACCAAGCCACAUGUUAUUGAUUACAAAACUGUGGAGACCAAGCCCGCUCUGCCGCGGCUGGAGUUCAACAAGCCGCCCGGUAUGGUCGGUGACCAGACGAACAAAAUCUUUCUGGGUGGCCUGAAGGACUGCCACGAUGAGUCCGUCAUCCGCGAGUAUUUCUCAAAGUUCGGCGACAUCAUGAGUGUCAAGCUGCUGGUAGACAAGGACACUGGACGCAAGCGUGGCUUUGGCUUUCUGGAGUACACGGAUGUCGACGGUGCCGAGAGAGCUUUGGUUCAGAGCAAGCCCAUCAUUAACUCCAUUAUGAUCGAGGUGAAGAAGUCAACUCAAAGACCCGAUUCGGGCAAGCGUCUUCGUAUAUCCGUUGGCGGUGCGGCCCGCGCUGGCUACGUGCCACCACAGCCAGCCAUGUUCGAUAGACACUGCUACAAUGCGCACUACAAUUCGUACUUGGCACAGUGCACCCUGCCGCCUUCGGCCUACAGCAACGGCUGGGCCUCGUAUGUCGACCCAACCAUUGCGCCAACAAUGAGCAAGAAUGUAAUCUACUAUGCACUGCCACAGUCCGUCAGCCAUGGGGCUCACGCUGCCAUAAAAUGCAGCCCAAAAGUGGAAGGAGCAGCGCCAACAAAUCAUCAAAAAUAAUGAAAAAAAAACCAAACCAAAAACAAAACAAAACCAAAAAACAAUACAUAGCUUUUCCUGUUGUGUUUGAGCGAACUAACCUUGUUCCUC